AAGCUCCAACUUGGAUGGUCCGGAGAUCACUCCAGCACCUGGGAGCGCUUCACAGUGCCUAGUGAGCUGCGCGCGGGACCUGGGGGCGGAGACCUUCAGCAGCGUCUGCCGAGGGGCGAGCAGGGCGCAGAAGGGGGCGCGCUUUCUUCCUGCGGGUCUCAGUAAUGAGGAGACUGAGUUUGUGGUGGCUGCUGAGCAGGGUCUGUCUGCUACUGCCGCCGCCCUGCGCACUGGUGCUGGCCGGGGUACCCAGCUCCUCCUCGCACCCGCAGCCCUGCCAGAUCCUCAAGCGUAUCGGGCACGCGGUGAGGGUGGGCGCGGUGCACCUGCAGCCCUGGACUACUGCCCUCGGCGCCGCCAACCGCGCUCCGGACGGCAGCCGUGCAGGCGCCCAGCGGGAUGAGCCCUUGCCCGGGACGUGGCGUCCCCCGGCGCCCUCUCCGGGCGCACGCUGGUUGGGGAGCACCCUGUAUGGCCGGGGGCCGCCGGCCGCCCGAAAGCCUGGGGAGAACGCUGAGACCGAAACCCUGUGGCCGCGGGACGCUCUCCUCUUCGCCGUGGACAACCUGAACCGCGUGGAGGGACUGCUGCCCUACAAUUUGUCUUUGGAAAUCGUGAUGGCCAUGGAGACGGGCCUGGGCGAUCUGCCUCUCUUGCCCUUCUCCUCCCCUAGUUCGCCUUGGAGCAGUGACCCUUUCUCCUUUCUGCAGAGCGUGUGCCACACCGUGGUGGUGCAAGGGGUAUCGGCGCUGCUCGCCUUCCCCCAGAGCCAAGGCGAGAUGCUGGAGCUCGACUUGGUCAGCUCUGUCCUACACAUCCCAGUGAUCAGCAUCUUGCGCCACGAGUUUCCGCGGGAGAGUCAGAAUCCCCUUCACCUACAACUGAGUUUAGAAAAUUCAUUAAGUUCUGAUGCUGAUGUCACUGUCUCAAUCCUGACUAUGAACAACUGGUACAAUUUUAGCUUGCUGCUGUGCCAGGAAGACUGGAACAUCACUGACUUCCUCCUCCUUACCCAGAAUAAUUCCAAGUUCCACCUCGGGGCUAUCAUCAACAUCACCACCAAUCUCUCCUCCACCGAGGCCCUCUUGAGCUUCCUGCAAGUCCAGCUUCAGAGCAUUAAGAACAGCACAUCCACAAUGGUGAUGUUUGGCUGCGACAUGGAAAGUAUCCGGCAGAUUUUUGAAAUCAUCACCCACUUUGGGGUCAUGCCCCUCGAACUUCACUGGGUGCUGGGGGAUUCCCAGAAUGUGGAAGAACUGAGGACAGAAGGUCUACCCUUAGGACUCAUUGCUCAUGGAAAAACAACACAGUCUGUCUUCGAGUACUAUGUACAAGAUGCCAUGGAGCUAGUGGCACGCGCUGUAGCCACAGCCACCAUGAUCCGGCCAGAGCUUGCUCUCAUUCCCAGCACAAUGAACUGCAUGGAUGUGAAAACUGCAAAUCUCACUUCAGGACAGUAUUUAUCAAGGUUCCUAGCCAACACCACUUUCAGAGGUCUCAGUGGUUCCAUCCAAGUGAAAGGGUCCACCAUCGUCAGCUCAGAAAACAACUUUUUCAUCUGGAACCUUCAACAUGACCCCAUGGGAAAGCCAAUGUGGACUCGCUUGGGCAGCUGGCAGGGGGGAAAGAUUGUCAUGGACUACGGGAUAUGGCCUGAGCAGGCCCAGAGGCACAAAACUCACUUACAACACCCAAGUAAGCUACACUUGAGAGUGGUUACACUGAUUGAGCACCCAUUUGUCUUCACUCGGGAGGUAGAUGAUGACGGCUUGUGCCCUGCUGGCCAACUCUGUCUAGACCCCAUGACUAACGACUCUUCCAUAUUGGACAGUCUUUUCAGCAGCCUCCAUAGCAGUAAUGAUACAGUGCCCAUCAAAUUCAAGAAAUGCUGCUAUGGAUAUUGCAUUGAUCUGCUGGAAAGGCUAGCAGAAGAUAUGAACUUUGACUUUGACCUCUAUAUAGUGGGGGAUGGAAAGUAUGGAGCCUGGAAAAAUGGGCACUGGACUGGGCUGGUGGGAGACCUUCUUAGUGGGACGGCCCAUAUGGCAGUCACAUCCUUCAGCAUCAACACUGCACGAAGCCAGGUGAUAGAUUUCACUAGCCCUUUCUUCUCCACCAGCUUGGGCAUCUUGGUGAGGACACGAGACACAGCAGCUCCUAUUGGAGCCUUCAUGUGGCCACUGCACUGGACAAUGUGGCUGGGGAUUUUUGUGGCUCUGCACAUCACUGCCAUCUUCCUCACUCUAUAUGAAUGGAAGAGCCCUUUUGGUAUGACUCCUAAGGGACGAAAUAGAAGUAAAGUUUUCUCCUUCUCUUCAGCCUUGAAUGUCUGUUAUGCUCUCUUGUUUGGUAGAACAUCAGCCAUCAAACCCCCAAAAUGCUGGACUGGAAGGUUUCUAAUGAACCUCUGGGCCAUUUUCUGUAUGUUUUGCCUUUCUACAUACACGGCAAACUUGGCUGCUGUCAUGGUAGGUGAGAAGAUUUAUGAAGAACUUUCUGGAAUCCAUGAUCCAAAGCUCCAUCAUCCCUCCCAAGGCUUCCGAUUUGGAACUGUCCGUGAAAGCAGUGCUGAAGAUUAUGUGAGGCAAAGCUUCCCAGAGAUGCAUGAGUAUAUGAGAAGGUACAAUGUACCUGCCACCCCUGAUGGAGUGGAGUAUCUAAAGAAUGAUCCGGAGAAGCUAGACGCCUUCAUCAUGGACAAAGCCCUUCUGGAUUAUGAAGUGUCAAUAGAUGCUGACUGCAAACUUCUAACCGUGGGGAAGCCAUUUGCCAUAGAAGGAUAUGGCAUUGGUCUCCCACCCAACUCUCUACUGACCUCCAACAUAUCCGACCUAAUCAGUCAAUACAAGUCACAUGGGUUUAUGGAUGUGCUGCAUGACAAGUGGUACAAGGUGGUCCCGUGUGGCAAGAGAAGUUUCGCUGUCACUGAGACUUUGCAAAUGGGCAUCAAACACUUCUCUGGACUCUUCGUGCUGCUGUGCAUUGGAUUUGGUUUGUCCAUCUUGACAACCAUUGGUGAGCACAUAGUGUACAGGCUGCUGCUACCACGAAUCAAGAAUAAGUCCAAGCUGAAAUACUGGCUCCACACUAGUCAGCGAUUACAUAGAGCGUUGAAUACAUCCUUUGUAGAGGAAAAGCAGCAAUGUUUCAAGACUAAACGUGUGGAAACAAGGUCCAAUGUGGGAUCCCGUCAGCUUGCCGUGUGGAAUACUUCCAACCUGAGUCAUGACAACCGGUGCAAGUACAUCUUUAAUGAUGAGGGAGGCCAAAAUCAGGUGGGCCUCCGGACCCACCAGGACAUCCCUCUCCCUCCUAGAAGAAAAGAGAUCCCUGCCUCCCUGACCACCAAUGGGAAAGCAGAUUCCUGCCAGGUAGCUCGGAACUCAGUGAUGCAAGAACUUUCAGAGCUUGAGAAGCAGAUCCAGGUGAUCCGCCAGGAGCUGCAGCUGGCUGUGAGCAGGAAAACAGAGCUGGAAGAAUAUCAAAGGACAAACCGGACGUGUGAGUCCUAGGUGGUCACCAGCUCCCCUUU
Chrysochloris asiatica (Cape golden mole) is the source of this 3532-nucleotide messenger RNA. It is a transcript of the gene GRIN3A, whose product is annotated as glutamate receptor, ionotropic, N-methyl-D-aspartate 3A. The record is from RefSeq and is a predicted model, not a curated record. Gene Ontology annotation, biological process: monoatomic ion transport; modulation of chemical synaptic transmission; synaptic transmission, glutamatergic. Gene Ontology annotation, cellular component: postsynaptic membrane; plasma membrane. Bases 165 to 3512 code for a protein of 1115 amino acids. Gene Ontology annotation, molecular function: transmitter-gated monoatomic ion channel activity involved in regulation of postsynaptic membrane potential; NMDA glutamate receptor activity. NCBI's taxonomy places the organism in Eukaryota, Metazoa, Chordata, Mammalia, Afrosoricida, Chrysochloridae. The transcript has 9 exons.